Molecule: messenger RNA, 681 nt
Organism: Miscanthus lutarioriparius
Lineage: Eukaryota; Viridiplantae; Streptophyta; Magnoliopsida; Poales; Poaceae
Source: the annotation of a GenBank genome assembly
AUGGUGGCCGCCGGGGCAGCAGAGGCCGCGCCCCGGCUGAACCCGUCGCCGUCCCCGCACCGCCGCCGAGCUUCCUCUGCGCUCUCCCCGGCAAAGUCCAACUCCAACGCCAACACCGGCGCCGGCGACGCGCGGCCCAAGCCCAAGGCUAAGUGGCGGUGUGUGAAUGCGCAGGCUGAUGCUGCACUUGCUGCACAAAAAUUGACAGCAGAGAAGUACUUAUCUGAUGCAUGGAUUACUACCCUAGGGAUGCGUAAAUCUGUUGCUCUUAAGAGGUUCCAGCUACAGUUAUACCGAAACAAUUGGAAGCUCAUGACAGUUCUAAAGGGACAGAUGGGGUAUCUAGAAGAAUGGUCUUCAUUAGAGAGGGACUAUGUGGAUUCUCUAUCUGGAACUGUGGAGGCUCUAACUGCCAGCAUUUUGUGCCUUCCUGUUACUGAUGGAGCAAAGGCUGAUAUCCAAGAUGUGAAAAAUGCCGUUGGUUCUGCCGUUGACAUCAUGCAAACAAUAGGAAGUUCAAUAUGUUCAUUAUUGGCUAAGCUGGCUGGAACAAGUAUUUUGGUUUCUGAUCUUUCCAAAGUUGCUACCCAAGAGCGCACUCUAAUGGAGCAGUCCAGAGAAUUGCUGUCCACACUUGCAACAGUGCAUAUGACUAGCGACUACCAUGGAAAUGCAAUAUAA